Molecule: messenger RNA, 4541 nt
Organism: Pomacea canaliculata
Lineage: Eukaryota; Metazoa; Mollusca; Gastropoda; Architaenioglossa; Ampullariidae
Product: prostatic acid phosphatase-like
Exons: 11
Coding region: 363-1724 (453 amino acids)
Biological process (GO): dephosphorylation
Molecular function (GO): phosphatase activity
Source: RefSeq, a predicted model, not a curated record
AACUUCUUGUGUAGACUUUGUUUAUUGUUGUACUUAUCCCUAACCUGACCUGCCGGUCUCUCAUAAGGGAGGCUAUUGGUUAGUAAGUUCUUCGAGUAAAUAUUUUUUUCCUCGCCAACAACCAGAGUUGAUAACUAAACAGAAAUGUAGCCGCUACUAAGAAAUAUCGAAACCUAUCGAUUUUCUUGAUCAGGUAAAUGAAUCAACUAACAGUAAUGUAUGACUGAUUACAUGUAGGUCAGCCGUUUACCUAUUUACGGAAGUCUCGCCGACUUGGUUUUGUGACAUGACAGGGACACGCUGACUGACGCUUAGUCGCAAGCAGACGGCACAAAUUAACAGCAAAAAUAUAAUUUGUCGCCAUGGUGUUGGAGAGAAGACCGCAGUGGACGCGGAGAGCGUUUCUGACAUCCUGGAUUGUUAUUUGCCUUAAGUUCUGUGUUUCCGUGGCUGCACAUACGUCUUCAAGUUAUCCACAAUUUCAAGAGCAGCAGCCGUCUAGGCUAGUUCUAGUGCAGAUGUUAUUCCGACAUGGUGACCGCAGCCCCAUCUCUGUGUACCCCACAGACCCAAAUGGUGCAGCUGUCUGGCAGCAGGGACUUGGACAGCUGACACAGGUUGGAAUGAAACAGGCAUAUAACUAUGGAAAAGAACUCAGACAACGAUAUAUAGGCCCUGGAAUUUUGCCACCCAAUUACAACAGGUCAGAGGUUUAUGUACGAAGUACAGAUGUUGAUCGCACAAUAAUGACAGCUCAGAGCCUUCUGACAGGGCUGUAUCCUUCAAAUUUUUCUGAUUGGGAGUUUGGCACAUGGCAGCCAAUACCAGUGCACAUGGAAUCAGGGAAUUCAGAUCAGCUUUUUGGACAUGCUAUGUGCCCACAGUUGGAAAAAGUCAAAAGAGAAUGGCAGAGCAGAUCAGAAAAAUUUCUGAACUUUCAUGCAAGAAACAAGAUGCUGUACGAUGUAUUGAGCAGUCACACAGGGAUGAAUGUAGCAGGUGAAAAUGUUGGAGGCAUUGCUGAUACAGUCUUCUGUGAGACACAGCACAACAUGACACAACCAGCUUGGCUGACACAAAAUAUUCACACUAAGCUCAUGGAGGUUCGCAAUCAGGCGACUGAGCUGGCGUUUGCAGCUUCAGGUACAGCUCGACUUUUUGCAGGACCACUGCUAGCUGACAUCAUCAGCAACAUGGAGCAGAAAGCCAAAAACGGCUCUGCAUACAAACUACUUCUGUUUUCUGCUCAUGACAGCACUGUGAUAGGACUGUCAUCAGCAAUGGGAGUAUUCAACAACCUGCAUCCUCCUUACCUCUGUAGCAUUAUUAUCGAACUGUUCCAGCAGGGGGGUAAUUUUUUUGUUCGGACACUCUUCCACAACCAUUCAGCAGAAGUUCCAUACAACAUGACAGUUCAUGGUUGUCCAAUUAUGUGUCCCCUGGAACAGUUUUCUGAUCUUUUACAAGAUCAGAUAUUGCCCAGCAAAGACAGAGCUGUAGCAUGUGCUGAGUCAAAGUCUGUGUCUGACAUCUUGAAACAGAAUGCAAUACCAGCACUUGUGGGGGCAGUGAUGGUGCUUAUUGCGCUCAUCGUCUGUGUGACAUACAAAUUAGUGAAACUCAAGAAACAGCAGAGGCAAACAAAUCUUCGAUACCGCCAGCUACUGCAAGAAAAUGGCGAGGUGGAGACAGACGAUGAAGAGGAUCUUGAGUCAGCAUCUUAGUCAGCAUUUUUCUACACAAGGUUUGGGACUCUUGGUAUCCAUUUUACAUUUAAAAUGGAUUUAAUGGGAAAUACCCAUUUUGUGGUGGUGUGAUUACUUGGUUAUCUCUAUUUUCUUUCAUGCUUCAUUAAAGUGUGGUCUACACACACACAAAAAACCGUCAAAGAAACCACAUGGUUAUAAAGAAGUGAUGCACUGAAAGCGCCAUUUGUGUCUUUAGGAAGAGAAGGUUAUAACAGGACAUUAUUUUAUCAUUAAUUUAGAAAUAUGUUGAAAACAAAGAAAUAUAAGCAAAUUGUGAUGAAUUUUAUAGAUACUAUAGUGUUUAGGAUAAGAGGAAAGAAAUGUAGUGUGAUUUUGAACAGAUAUUGUAUUAUCAAAUCAAAUUUUAUUUCUGUCCGAGGAAGUCCAAGACAGAAAUGUUUGUUUUGCUCAUAAACCCAACCCCAUAUACAAACAUAAUAUGAGCAUAUAUAACACACACACCUACACUUUCUCACUCAAGUAAACCUCCUAAGAAGUAUGCCAGGUAGUAUGGCAGCCCUUCGAGUUUUUGUGCCUUUUAUUUAGGAUGGUGAUGGCUGCUGGCAUGAAGGACCUCUGGUAGGAAGUUUUUCACACAUUUAGGCACUUUGUAGCACCUGCCCGAGGGCAACAGCUGAAAUUUGGGAUGGAGAGGGUAUGUUUGGUCUGAAGUGAUGUUCUUUGCCAUCUUUCUGACUGCAUGAAGGUACAAGUCAGAAAGUGGCAGCUGUGGUGUACCAGUAAUUUUAUUUGUCUGGUGAAUAACUCUGGCCAGUCUUGCCUUGUCUUUGACGAGGAGGUGAUCAUACCAGGCAUCGAUGUUAAAUGAGAGGAUGCUCUCAACAAGUGACCUGUAAACAGUUUUCAGCACCCAAGAGCUGAUUGCAGCUGCAUGACAGUUGAGAUUUCAUCUUUCUGUGUGUCUGUAUGACCUUUUAUUUAUAUGUGGGCCCUGAAUUGGAACUUUAUAAAUACAUUAUUAUUAUUAUGUUGUACUGUCUCAUGCUUGGGUAUAUGUAUAUUUGCAUAUGUAAAUAUGAGGACAAAAUAAACAUGACUAAAUAUUUGUUGUACAAUUAAAGUUAUUUUGAAUCCAAGUGACAGGUGGUUGUGACAAUUCUUUUAUGUUUUAAAGCUCCCUUUUUAUUUUCAAUUUUUCUCUGCUGAGAUCAAUAUGGAAAUGCAUCUUGAAGAGAUUUGUACUUUUGUGUCAAAUAUCAACUUGGUUGGGACUAUCAGUUAAACCAGUGGCUUAUACAUCACCCCUUUCCUUACAUAUUAUUAGAAUUGGUCAAGUGUGACAGGCUCAAGAAGUGUAGUCAUCAUCAUUGUCAAGCAAGUCAACAAAAUUAUGAAUUCAUCAAGGUUUCUAAAUGAGUUGGUAUUAGGUGUUAUCACUAUAUAUGUGUUCUGGAAGGCAGUUCUAGAGAAGGGCUAUCCUUUAAGAAUAUCUGUGAAUGUUAGCACAGCUGUGUUGUGUAUUGAUUUUGUUGUCUAUAUUCCAUGUUACAAACAUUUGACUAAACAUGAAGAAUUUGUAUCGACGUCAUUGAUUAUGUUAAGCUUCUGAUUAAUUUUAGAAUAUCCUUCAGCAUUAAAGAAGACAGAUUUUUCAGAAAUAGGUAAAGAUAUCUGGUUUUAUGGUGACUUAUCUGAAACUAUCAAAAAGAUUUAAUCAAAAUAAAUAUUUUAAUGAAGCUUUUGAAUACUGUGAUUUUUUUAUGUGAUUUGUGUUCCGACAAUGACACUUGAGCCUUAUGGUUACAGAGGAACAUUUGCUGGUGUAAAUCAAGCAUCAUGACUGUGUUGAUGCUAUACAAAUCAAGUGUUGUGAUUUUGUUGAUACUAUGAUCUUAACAUGAAUGUAGUUAGAUGUAAUCAAAGGCUGCUAAGGUGCUCAGAGACUGCAACUGCAGUGUGCAUAUUUUUGAAUAAAGGUUUGUGGAUAUCAUGUUAAGAAGGUGCCGGUGGCUUUUCCAUGUGUACUUAAAACUUUAGCGUCCAUGUUCUUGGUCCUUUCCACUUUGUCAUCAAGUACAUAUCGUGUUAAAAUGUUGGAGGAGGGUAUGCAGAUAUUUCAAGCAGUUGGAAUGUAAGCUUUUCCGCCUUUUCCCUUUUCUCAUAAAAUAGUGCUGGUUCAGAUUUGUUAAAUCUCAUGCUUACUUGAUUUGUUUUUACAGAUAUUUUAAUCGCUUGAUCCAUUUUACAUUCAACCUCUGUGUAACUACAGAUACUUUCUACUCUGCAAGGAAGUCUUUGAUUAAAAUGAUGUGACACAAAGCUUGCUUUUUUAUGUACAGUCAUUAGUGGGAAUGAUUGUUAUGCUGUAGUUUUUAAGGGGACCAUAUAUGUAUAUAUACACUCAAGGUGUCGAGAAAUGUAUACACACACCUUAAAUAAUUACAAAGUCAUUGUGUAUUAACAUACAUUUCAUUAUCAAAAUGUAAUGUCUUGACACACUAUCUGAUUGGUUAGUCAACAUCUGUUUUCAAACUGAUGUCCAUUCUGAUAAUGCAAACAAUGGAAUUGUAAGCAUCAAAAAUAUUUGUACUGUACUUCAAUUGCGUUUUCAAACUUCCAGUAGCAUUUUAGGAUGAAUUCUAAAACAUGAUAGGUUAAAUCUUAAAAUAAACAAAGAUCAGUUAAGCUAUCAGUUGUUGCAUGUUGACAUUUUGAGACACACUAUAUUACCUAGAGCAACUCACUAUUUGUUCUACAACUACACAAUUUUGAAAGUCUUUUAUUAUUUGUGAGAAAAAAGUCAAAGGGAAUUAAAAUUGUUCAUCUGUCUCA